GCCCUUCCCUUCACUGCGCUGUCAGACGCGAGCCGAGCGCCGGCCGAAACACACAACACACUCGGGGCAGCAGGUGCAACGGACCGCGCUCAGCUCCUCGCGCAGCCCAACCGAGCCGAACAGCGCGUCGCGAACGAUCGACGGCCACCUCCACCGCCACAGACGAUUCGCGUUGGGACGACGCCGACGACGCCCCUGCUGCUGCUAUACCGGACCACCCCGACUGCUACCGGCAACUAGCUCUCGUUGUCGUGCUGCUGGUGCCAGGCGCCAGCUCGUCGUCGGCCCGCGGAGGGGCAGUGUGAAUGUGCAGCGAGUGACGCGGACGGCGCGCUCAGGGGCAGGGGACCCCUCGGGGCCUCGACCACGGUGAAGAUGGGCUCCCCGUCGGCAGGUGGGUGCCUUGCACUCGCGGCGCUGGUGAUGCAGUGCCUUCUCCUGCAGCACGUUUCGGCCCACCCGCACCCGCCGACAGCCGCGACCCCGACGCACGCAGAGACAGCCGCCACCACCUCCAGCUCCAGCCAGGACGCCGUCGCGGAGGAGGCGGGCAGGGUGCUGGGAUCGAGCGUCGUGACCUCCGUGUCGGUUAUCGCGGACGGCGAAGGCGUCGGUGGCGUUAGCAACGGCACCUCCACCAGAACUUACAACCCAGAGCCGCCGGCCAGAUCGCAGCAGGGCACCAAGAGGAAGCCGCAGCCGCAGGCCGCACAGGGGACCGUGGCGGCCCCCGCGGCGCGCCCCGCGACGGUCGCCAGCCCGGCCGGUCUCAUGUCUCCGGACAGGUACGAGUUCUACACGUUUGAUGAGACGGGCGAUCUGGUGCGACGGCACAUGACGCUUGACGAGAUCAAGAGCCUGCUGGCCGGCGGCGACGGGGACAUGGGCGACACCCCCAUCGCCACCUUCUACCACGGUCCCGUGCCCGCCCCGCCACGGGCUCCCACCCGCGCGCCCGCGCACCACCACGCGCAGGGCAUGCUCGCUGGCCUCGAGGACCCGGAGGACGCCUUGGAGGACGCGGUGAAGGGCGUGCAGGACGUGGUGAACAACGUGCAGAACGUGCUCAAGAGCCAGCUAGCCGCCAGCAAGAACAAGCUACCCGCGUACAUCCGGCCGCCUCCCGCCCAUGGCGCGCCCAACCCCGCCGAGGCCGCGGCGACCUGGGCGAUGAUCCUGCCCGGCAUCAUGGACGGUGGCCUCCCCCCGAAGCCGCCCACCCCCGUGCCGACGUUCCCGACUCCAGCCAGCCCACAGCGCCCGACCACCAUCAAGACUCACGGCAAGAAGCCCCUUACCAGCCAGAGCUCCACCACGGCAAAGAAGCCCUUGAACAAGAAGACCACCACCACGACGGCGGUGCCGGCGGCUUCCAAGGAGGAGCCGCCCGUCAGGUUCACCCUGGCUCCGACGACGGAGCAGGAUAUUGUGGACACCCUGUACACGCUGGUGAGCUCGUCGCCCGGCCUGAAGCACACCGCGUCCAACAACGCCAGCGACCUGCCACCGCUCAGGCCGCGGCCCUCGCAGCCCCCUCCGCGGCCCGCUACACCGCGCCCCCAGCGGCCGGCCACCCCGCAGCGGCCUGCAAUCACUGCUCCGCACCGAGUGGCUGCCAAGCCCCACCCGGCCAAGCCCGUCAUCACCAAGCCCGCCCCGAGCAAGACGGCCUCGAGCAAGCCCGGUGCCAGGCCUGUUCCCAAGCCCGUGACCAAACCCUUCAGGCCGGCCGAACAAGUCCAGCAGCGGCGCCCCAUCCCCCAGCAGGAUCACGCCGAGUCCAUGGUGCAGAUCGUGACUGUGCCGCGCCCCGUCACGACCACCACAAUGGCGCCCUUCGUCACCUUCAUCCCGACCGAGCUGUCCGAGACCUCCGUGACCACUGCGUCUCCCUCUUCGUCCCCGACGUCGCCCCUCACUUCGCCCACAACCUCACCACCGCCCUCGCCGGUCACCUCACAAUUAACAACUUUUGCGACCCGGAGGCCACCGGCCAUCAGCUACACGUACCGGGGCACCACGACGACCUCGACGGAGACUCCGACUUUCACCGAGACCGUGUCUUCGGCGGACCUGGAUAUGGACAGCCGCACCACAGCCGAGGAGGAGGACGCCGAAUCGACAGUGACUACCACAACGCCCGCCAGGACAUCGCCCGCCGGUACGUCACCCACCCUCACCCCAACGACAGGGUCGUCCACGAGCAGAGCUACAGAACCGCCGACCACGAGUCUUCCAACAACAACGUCCCCGACGAUAUGGACCACGAACCCUCCAACCACGACUUUUACGCCAGUCAGGGCGGUGACACGGGAUCCCCCGAACAGGAUAACGACACAGUUCGCCACUACACUACUGCCCGCCGAAGAUGAAACUACAGCGACCUCAGAACAGGCCACGGACGCCACCCCGGUUCCGGCACCAGUCACGACUGUGCCUGUUGACUCCAAGCCCCCCGUGCGUUACACGGAGAUCCUCACGCGGGUGCCAGCGUCCGCGCUCGUCACAAAGGCCGUGCCCGAGGACGACGCUGAACAGACGUCUACAAUCAUAAGCACGCUGCCGACGACCGAGCGCGACGAGGUGAACGCUUUGACCACUGCAUUCAGCAAGGCAUCCGACGACACCACUGAGGUCGCCGAGGAUGAGGAUAGUGACAGUGCGGAGCAGGUGUCGGAGGAGAGUAUCGAUGACAGCGCAGAAACAGAGGGCACCACCAAGUUGUACCUCAAGAUCUCUAGUUCCGAGAACAACGGUUUCCUGUUCUCGUCGUCUACGACGGAGGCCUCUGCGGCGGAUAUGGUGACGCCAACGAUGGAGGUGGAGACAAAGCCCACUGCCGUAACCUCGUCGGAAACCUUCGUGACAGACCAAUCCGCUGCCAGCACAGAGCAUCGCGGCACCACGGCCUCGUUGCCUGCUUCCAGCGAAGAGGCCGAGUCGAGGACCGAGUCCGACUUGGAAACGACUGUAGACGAAGAGACAAGUGCGUUACUGACAACGAAGACGCCAUUAACCACCGAAACGGAAGCGUACACCACGAACCAGCCAACGUCCACGGCAGUUCCGACGACAACAUCCACUGCAGCUCCCACGACAACAUCCACGGCCGUACCAACUACAACAUCUGCGGCACUCACCUCACAAUCUACAGCAGGACCAACUUCCACAUCAACAAAGGCUGCUUCGCAGUCCCCGACCCAAUACUCAGCAGCGUCAACAACCCGAACGACAACAUUGACCACCCGCACGACCCCGUUGACCACCCCCUCCGAGCUCAGCUUGGAGAGUAGCAACAUCCUGACCAGCCAGGUGGACGCCCCCCAGACAUCCCAGGCCUCCGGCCUCAAGAUGGUCCCAACCCCUGCGACUUCAGUCCCUACAUCGCUGUCCGUGGAAGUGGACUUGAACAAGGUGGAUAAGCUAGACAACAAGGUGGACAUUGUCGAGGCCAGCAGCCCCGCCUCGCAGCCCCAGCCGCUGUGGACCCGCGUGCCGGUUGUUUCCUCGGCCGAGGACGAGGACGGCGUGAAGCCCGUGGACGGCGUGGAGGAGGCCGUCAAAGUGUACCACUCGCCGCAGCCAUCCGCCGUGGACCUGCAGGCCGCACCGCAGGAGCACCUGGGCCUGGAGGCCGCGACGGCCACCCUGGACCCCGACGUGAGGAGCUUUGUCAACCUGUGCAACGAGCUGGCGUUCCAAAUGUGGAUGGCCGUCAAGGAGCGCUCCGCAAGCACCACGUCCCGUAGCAUCGUUAUGUCGCCGUUCGCGGCCACCUCCACACUGGCCAUGGUGUUCCUGGGCGCGCGUGGACCCACCUCCGGGCAGAUGAAUGACGUCCUCCGACUCGAUGAUAUGGUAUCGUUCAACCCGCACCAGGUCAUGUGGAACGUGACUGAAGCCCUUGUACGGCCCAAGACCAAGAACACGGGUGUGGCUACAGCCGCGCUCGUUCGCGAGCUUUACAGCGACAAGAACAAAGGCAAGCUGCUCGACUUCUACAAGGAGCGCGCCCAGCAGUUCUACGAGGGCCACGUCGAGGAGAUCACGUUCCGGAACAGCGGCGACCUGGUGCGCCGCAAGACCAACCUGCUCGUGAAGCGGCAGACCCGCGGCCGCGUGCAGGAGUACAUGCGCGGCGCGAGCCUCGCUCUGCGGGGACCUCUCGCCGCCUUCGGAGCCAACAUAUUCGAGACCUUAUUCCGCUCAAAGAUUGAAAACAUCGAGUUUUUGUCUUCGUGGCGUGGACUUUCCUUCUGGCCUUGCGCGAUGGGACCAGUCCAAGAUGAUGACUUGCUGGAGUUCCUUCAUACUUCGUGCAUAUAG
This is a messenger RNA of Frankliniella occidentalis (western flower thrips), 4326 nucleotides long. RefSeq names its product mucin-17. The transcript is spliced from 7 exons. The record is from RefSeq and is a predicted model, not a curated record. The coding region runs from base 376 to 4326 and encodes 1316 amino acids. Lineage: Eukaryota; Metazoa; Arthropoda; Insecta; Thysanoptera; Thripidae.